ACCGACCGGAGCGCGGAGCUAAUGGGAACACGAAGAAACGGGGGACCUCGGCAAGGAAAGAUUAUAUACAAAUAUAUACAAAUAUACGGUUUGAGAUGACAGAUAUUUAGCAAAAUACCUCAAGAAGAAAUAAGUGUAUCAAGUACUAUUUCAGUAUCUUAGAAUAGUUCAUGUUAAUGAGAAAAUACGAGUCAUUUUUAUUUUGUACAUGUAUAUAUGUUUUUUGUUUUAUUAUUAUAUGUAUUUUGUAUUUGUUAAUUUCUUUAAUAAUGUAAGUACUGUACAUCCUGAUCCACACUAGCGGUAAUGCACCAAUUCGUUGUUUGCCGACCGCCAAUGAAGAAGAAAAAGAAGAAAAAGAAGGAGAAGGAGAAGGAGGAGGAGCUCAGAGCUGUCAAACCAACAUGCGGGUGUUUGAGUUUAGGGUGGUGGUGUGAGCGAGGAGGCCAUUGGUGUAUUCUGUGUACUCUUUUAUCAAAUUAUUAUUAUUAGUUUAAAAUAGCAUUGAUUAUUUUAGGCCAUUUAAAAGGACACAAAGUCACAGCGUUCGCUGUAGUGACACCAUCUGACCUGUAAGCGGCGGUAGUGAGAGGCGGUGUUCGUUUCGACUACAACCAACGAACUACGGUGACACGACCUGCGUGGAUUUAGCAGAUCUACAGAAGCUGCGUUUACGGUCCCGUGUUGCGAUGACACGCUCGUGAUGCGUUAGAGACCAGUGGACUCUUGAGGGGAAGAGAGCUGAGCGUCCGCCGCCGGGCUGCGGCAGCAACGUCAGUGGCGACGUGUGAUUCUUGGCGAAAAUGGCAGAUAGAAAGAAUAAUAAUAAUGUUCCCAGCACCAGUGCAAAUUUACUGUUCAGCGGCGCUCCGGAGUUUAACUUCAACCUGCCCUUCAUGCCGGUGAGCCAGGCCACCGGUCCGGCGGUGUUGUCAGGAGUGGAUCCCACCGAGGUUGGAGAAGAAGACAGCUUUCUAGGUCAGACCUCUGGAAACGGGCCGGCCCCCUCUACAUUCAACUACUUCUCCAGCCCCGUGACCAGCAGUGACCCGUUCGCAGCCAUCGGCCAGUCGCCAUGCCCACCGCCGGCCCUGUCGGCAGCCCCCACGUCAACGGGCCCGCCGUCUCUUCCCGGCAGUGUCGGCAUGACUCCGCCACCCCCUCCAGGCUCACAAAUGAAUCCUGCACCGCCAGCGUUUGGCGGCGCUGUUUACCAGAGCCCUGUGGGGCGGCACACUCCUCCCCUGGCCACGAUGACCACACCGCCUCCGCAGGCGCAGAGUCACAACCCAUACCGACACACCCCCAUCAGCAGCAGAGCAAGUCCGUAUAUUCCAGCUCCAGAGGUCCUGCCACCAACACACACACCUCAGCGGAAUCCGUACGCUCUCGGCUCUCCGCCACAGACAUUCCCGUCGUCAGGACCCGCGUUCACAAAGCCUCCUCCCACACAGUUCCAAGCGCCUCCGCCUACAGCCACCACUGCCGGAGCGAUGGUCCCCGCUGGUCCUAUGAUGCAAUACAAUUACAACGUCUAUGAGCCCGUCCAGCCUCACUGGUUCUACUGCAAGCAAGUGGAAUCAAAGAGCGUCUGGCUUCCCUUCAGUAUCAUUGACUCGCUUCAGCUAGAGGAGACGUAUAACUCGGUUCAACCAGACCCAGAAAAUGUGAUCAUCCGUACAGAUGGAGGUCGCUACGACGUGCAGCUCUAUGACCGCAUGCGGACCGCGGUGUUCUGGGAGGAGGAGCCCACGGAGGUCCGGCGCUGCAGUUGGUUCUACAAAGGGGACACAGACAGUCGCUUUGUUCCGUACUCUGAGGAGUUUAGUGACAAGCUGGAGGCGGAAUAUAAGAAAGCCGUGUCUACCAACCAGUGGCACCGUAGACUGGAGUUCCCAUCAGGAGAGACCAUUGUCAUGCACAAUCCAAAGGUGAUUGUACAGUUUCAGCCCUCCUCCAUGCCAGACGAGUGGGGCACAACUCAGGACGGGCAGACGCGGCCCAGAGUGGUGAAGAGAGGGAUUGAUGACGACCACGAUGAAGUACCAGAUGGCGAGCUCGCAAAGGUGGAUCAUCUCGUGUUCAUGGUCCACGGGAUCGGUCCCGUGUGUGACCUGAGGUUCCGGAGCAUGGUCGAGUGUGUGGACGACUUCCGCAGCGUGUCGCUGAAGCUGCUGCACAGUCACUUUAGGAACCCGCUGGAUGAGCACGCCAUCAGCAGGGUGGAGUUCCUCCCCGUCCAGUGGCACACGGCGCUGCAUGGAGAUGCCACGGGGGUGGACAGGAGGAUAAAGAAGAUUACGUUGCCCAGCACUGGCCGUUUACGUCACUUUACAAACGAGACUCUGUUAGAUGUGCUCUUCUACAACAGUCCCACUUACUGCCAGACCAUCAUGGACACAGUAGCCCAAGAGAUUAACAGACUUUAUGCCCUGUUCAUGAAGAGGAACCCAGACUACAAAGGAGCUACAUCAGUGGCCGGACACAGCUUGGGUUCCUUGAUUCUCUUUGACCUGUUGUCAAAUCAGAAGACCGCCUCUCCUGCACUGGCCGUGCCGAUCAUACCCACUGCGAAUGGAGACACCAAACAGAUGGUUACACAGGGAAAUACUGCCGCCGUCGCCCCUCCGGCUGCGGAAGAGGAGCCCAGAGAAGACGGGGAGGAGUUUGAGGAUCUGUCUGCCAUGCUGGAACACCUGGGCUUGUCAGAGUACAAGAAUACCUUCGAAGAGGAGAAGAUCGACAUUGAAUCUUUUCUUAUGUGCACAAUCGAGGACCUGAAAGAGAUGGGGAUCCCACUGGGCCCCAGGAAAAAGGUCUCCAAGUUUGUCAAAGAACGGGUGAACAAGCAGGCAGCAUGCCAAGCGGCCCGGGAGGAGAAGGCGGCGGUCAAAGAGGCGAGCCAGGUUGCGGCGCUCCCACCAGCGGCCGAAGCUCCUCCUGAUGCCUCUGUGAAGAAGCUUCCAGUGGGCAACUCCAUCCACGUCGACUAUAAUUACUUUGAAGUGGGCACCGGGCAGGUGUCGGUGGUUUACCGCGCUCUGGACUUUGAGCCGAUUAAUUUCUUCGCCUUGGGGUCUCCGAUUGGCAUGUUUCUGACGGUCCGAGGCCUGGAAAAGAUCGAAGAGACGUACCAGCUGCCCACGUGCAAGGGGUUCUUCAAUAUUUACCACCCGUUGGACCCAGUGGCGUACAGGAUUGAGCCCAUGAUAUUACCAGACAUGGACUUUAAGCCCGUUUUGGUCCCACACCACAAAGGGAGGAAGAGGCUUCAUCUCGAGCUGAAGGAGUCUCUCACCAGGAUGGGCUCUGACCUGAAGCACGGUUUCAUCAGCUCCCUCCGGAGCGCCUGGCAGACGCUCAACGAUUUCGCUCGCGCUCACACGUCGUCUGCCCAGCUUCAGGCCGAGCUGGCCAUGGUGGCCAAUCAGAUCGCCGAACAGGAGAAGCAAGCGCAGGAGGACCAUAAGAUCCCAGAGAGCCCCGAGCCACCAAAAGAGGAGGAGCCUCAGGUGAAGGUUGGGAUGCUGAAUGGAGGGAAUCGCAUCGACUACGUGCUGCAGGAGAAGCCCAUCGAGAGUUUCAACGAGUACCUGUUUGCCCUCCAGAGUCAUCUCUGCUACUGGCAAUCUGAAGACACGGCUCUGCUUAUUCUCAAAGAGAUCUACAAGAACAUGGGGAUCCAUCCAGAACAGAUGGCACAUUAACACGAUGAAGCACCGUCUGUCUGAAACUUUCCCCAUUUGGUUUAUUUCAUAUGUUUACCUUGAUUUUAAUUUGUUUUCCUUCUUUUCUAUCCAUGUAGUUUAUUGUAUACAGAUGAAUAAUACAAUUUGUAUUAUGCCAUUUGUAUUAAAUUAAGAAACGUACAAAUGAGCUUGUAGAUUCAAGGACACAAGUGCGUGUUUGAUAUUACAUUUUAUAGUAUAAAUUAUAGCACUGAUUAUGGAUAAUCAAAGCAAAUGCCAACAGCAGAAAUGACGAUGACUUAUUAUAGCGGUUAAUGCAGCCUUCUGGAAGUUUUAUUUAAUGGCCAACAUUUCUAAAUAAAUCAUUUCCUUACAUUCUUCCUC
Molecule: messenger RNA, 4073 nt
Organism: Cyclopterus lumpus (lumpfish)
Lineage: Eukaryota; Metazoa; Chordata; Actinopteri; Perciformes; Cyclopteridae
Gene: sec23ip
Product: SEC23 interacting protein
Exons: 18
Coding region: 804-3707 (967 amino acids)
Cellular component (GO): COPII-coated ER to Golgi transport vesicle
Molecular function (GO): metal ion binding; protein binding
Source: RefSeq, a predicted model, not a curated record